Molecule: messenger RNA, 2100 nt
Organism: Dentiscutata erythropus
Lineage: Eukaryota; Fungi; Glomeromycota; Glomeromycetes; Diversisporales; Gigasporaceae
Source: the annotation of a GenBank genome assembly
AUGACCCAAUUAACACCUCUUUCAUCCUCCUCUCUUGAAUAUAUGAGCCUUUAUUCUUCUUUUAAAUCACAUUUUCCAGAUUGGAAUAUUACCAUUUAUUCGAUUAUCAAAAUUAAUAUGCCAGAACACAUCGUUAAAAAACAUCAAGAAUUUAAGCAAAACCAGGACGUUAAUACAAGUGCUUUGCAACUAUAUCAUGGAACCAAACAUUCUUGUAAUAUUAAAGAAUUGAAUAAUAUAGAUAUGUUAUGCAAGAAUUUUGAAUGUUGUACUUGUGGAAUUAUUCGAAACGGGCCUCAACUAUCUUUGGCGAAAACUCGUGAUCUUGGAACACCAACUGCCAACAUUUCCCAUGAAUAUACUGGUGUGAUUCCUCCUCAGAAUCAAACAACUUCAAAAUACACGAAUUGUUGUGCAGUGUUUUUGAUGGAUGUAGUUGCACCCGAACCAUUUAACGAUGUGUACUUUGUUAGAUCUGAAGAGAUUGACGAAAAAGAUACUCGAAUAGAAGUAUCAACGCGAAAUGAUGUUUCACGUACUCAGGAGAAACAACCAAGUUUAGAAGAACUAGCCACCUUAGAAAAAGUUCCAGACAGAAUGCCAAAGGCCGUAUUUUUAAUUUGCAUAUGUGAAUUUUGUGAAAGAUUUGCCUAUUGGGGCGCGACGGGACCUUUCCAAAACUACAUCGAAUUUCCUGUUCCAAAAGAAAAAGACGGUCAACCUGGAGUUAUUGGCGCCGGUCAACAAACCGCGACAACUCUAAAUCUUUUCUUUCAUUUUUUUUGUUUUGCGCUUCCUGCGUUGGGCGCCAUCAUAGCAGAUCAAUAUUUAGGAAGAUAUAAGACAAUUCUUAUCUUUUCUCUAGUGUACAUUACCGGGUUAAUUAUUUUAACGCUCACUGCAAUUCCGCCCGCAAUAGAGGCCAAAGCUUCAUUACCUGGCCUUAUAGUCUCAAUGAUCAUUAUCGGGAUCGGAACCGGAGGAAUCAAGACAAACUGUGUCACUAUGGCUGCGGAUCAAUUUCCUCGCAAAGAUCCUUACGUUAAAACUUUGAAGUCUGGAAAAAAAGUUAUUGUCGAUCCAGGUCUCACCAUCUCAUCAAUGUUCCAUUGGUUCUUUCUUUCAUUAAGCUUUGGAUCUCUUUCUCCAUUGAUCACAACUUACAUUGAAAAAUAUCAUUCAUUUUGGUUGGCUUUCCUCAUUCCUACUAUAAUGUUUCUCAUUUCAGUUAUAGUCUUUGUCUCUGGAAAUGAUCUAUAUGUUAAAAUACAACCAAAUAGCUCUGCAUUGUUGGAUUUAUUCAAUGUUUUUCGUUUGGCUUUUAAACAUGGUAGAAAUCUUGAUAAUGCUAAACCAUCAAAAUUUUCCUUGGACGCCGCAAAACAAUACAAAAUUAAAUGGGAUGAUAAAUUCGUGGAUCAAAUACGAGCAACAAUUAAAGCUUAUAGAGUUAUUCUAACAUAUCCCAUUUAUUGGGUUUGUUAUAUGCAAGUUUAUAAUAAUUUAAUUUCUCAAGCCGCUACAAUGACGGUUAAGUUCAUACCAAACGAUAUGAUGUAUAAUUUGAAUCCUAUUACUUUGAUGAUUUUCACUCCUAUCGCCAACCACAUCUUCUAUCCUGCCUUGAGACGCAUCGGUAUUAAUUCUCAUCCUGUAACGCGUAUCUCCAUUGGUUUUAUAAUAAUCGCUUCUGCAAUGUUAUAUUCGGCAAUUGUCCAGUAUAUCAUUUAUAAUACUGGUCCAUGUUUUGAGGAAACCCGUUGUAUAAUUGAUGGAAAACCAGUUCCAAACGACAUUAGUAUUUGGUGGCAAGCUCCUUCUUAUAUUCUAGUUGCAUUUUCAGAAAUUUUAGUAUGUAUCACGGGUCUUAAUUAUGUUUACGAUAAGGCACCAUUACAACUUAAAUCUACAAUAACAGCUUUAUACUUAACGACUUUAGCUGCGGGAUCAUUACUAGGAUUUGUUUUUGUCCCGUUAUCAAAAGAUCCUUAUCUAGUUUGGCAAUAUAGCAUUUUAGCCGCAAUUUCAUCUAUUACUGGAAUAUUUUUAUUUAUAUUUUUCAGAGAUUCUGAUGGUGUUUGUAAGGAAGAAGUUAUUUAA